AUGACAUUCCUCCGCAUCUGCGUCACCGCCCUGCUCGCGAGCUUGGCGGCAGCCACGCGCGAGCCGGCGGAGCCUGAAGGCCCGCCGACGCAGCUGCUGGAGACGUCCGACCUGGUCAACACGCGGUGGGAGCUGUUGGUGGUGCCGCGCGAGGAAGGGUGGCUUCCGUCGGACGACUUUCUCGCCGAGGUGACGCUGCUCGCCGACGGCUCCGUCGUCUGGGGCGGUGCGGUCGGCGGGCCGGGCACAGGCGGCCGCUGGACGCUCAACGGCGAGACGCUGGAGAUCAUCCGGACGACGCCGCUCGGGCUGGUGAGCGGACGCGACUACUACAUGUCCAACGCGCUCGCCGAGGUGACGAGCGGGCUGCAGCUCGCGCUGCGCGGCGUGAUCCGCUCGUACAACGCGAUCUACCCCGUCGCUGUCGUCGCCGACUUCGUCGCCGUCAGGGCUCCGCCGUUCAUGCGGCCGAUGCGAAGGCUCUAG
Messenger RNA from Emiliania huxleyi CCMP1516, 486 nucleotides. RefSeq lists its product as hypothetical. Lineage: Eukaryota; Haptophyta; Isochrysidales; Noelaerhabdaceae. The transcript is spliced from 6 exons. The record is from RefSeq and is a predicted model, not a curated record. The coding region runs from base 1 to 486 and encodes 161 amino acids.